Magnolia sinica is the source of this 2958-nucleotide messenger RNA. RefSeq names its product AT-rich interactive domain-containing protein 2. Gene Ontology annotation, molecular function: DNA binding. Lineage: Eukaryota; Viridiplantae; Streptophyta; Magnoliopsida; Magnoliales; Magnoliaceae. Bases 247 to 2109 code for a protein of 620 amino acids. The transcript has 3 exons. The record is from RefSeq and is a predicted model, not a curated record.
AUUCAUAUAUUCCUUUCCUUGGAAUCCUUCGACCACAUAAAAGCCCAAGAAUCCCAAGAAAAGAUGGAAACCAAAAUCCCCAUCAAUGGAACCCCACCAUCUGUAGUGUCCUGAUACAGUACCCCUUCCCAAUACUCCUUAAAAAAAAAAGGAAAAAAAAAAAAGAAAAAAACAAAAAAGCCCUUGUUCCCUGGCGUUUUUGCAACAGAGAAGAGAGAGAGAGAGAGGGAAGAAAGCGCGGGACAAAUGCGAGAAAACCAGACCGAAGAUCAAUCAAAUCCCGCCAAAAAUCAAAUCGAGUCCAGCCAAUCCGAUGGGUCUUCUCUAGAUAGCGUUGAAAUCCUCCGCAAUCUCGAGAUCAACGGAUUCGGACUCGACGGCAGCAAAGAUCAGACCGUCAGAUGCUUAUUCGAUCAGAUCCUCUCUCUUUUCCUGAAAGAGAUCUCGCAGAAAGAGGAGAUUCGGCCGACUCCUGUGAUGCUCGGUGAUGGGCAGACCGUCGAUUUGUUCAAGCUCUAUUGGGCUGUUAGACAGAAGGGUGGGUAUGAUUUCGUCACGUCGAACAGGCAGUGGGGACUGGUCUCGGAAGAAACUGGGCUGGCAACGGAGAUGGGAUCGAUGGUGAAGUUGAUCUACGUGAAGUAUUUGCACGCGUUGGAUCAAUGGUUGCGGAUGACGUUCGAUCAGACGGUGAUGCCGGGCCGGGCAUUGUCGGUUGGGCUGGAGAUGGAGAUCAAAGGAUUCUUAUGUGGGGCCACAGAUUGGAAGAUGGACGGUUGGGAGUUACCGGAGAGGAACAUGGUCCGUGCGGUGGUGAGUGGCAAUGGGCAUACGGGUGAGAGCAUUAACAGAUUGGCGGCCAGGGAAUGCAUUAUUGUCAAUGAUGACGAUGACUAUCAAGCCAUGGUUGUGGACCCCACAGGUGUGAAUGGGGACACUUGUUCUCUUAGGAGAAAGCGAGGUCAAGAGUGUCUGUCGGGAAUGUUGAAUUGGGUGAUGAGGAUUGCAAAGAAUCCUGGUGAUCCUGCAAUGGAGAAGGCAUGUGAAGGAUCUGGAAGGAAGGCGGUCGGAGUCAAGGAGUACUGGGCCCAGGUGCUUGUUGCUAGAAAGCUGUUGUUUUCAAGAAGGCCGGCUUGUUUGAGAAGUGAGGGAUUCCUCUUGCUGAAAAGGCAAAGGAUGCAUCCUUCCAUGUACGAAGAUUAUAAUGGAGCUGAUUCUACAGAGAACCUAAGGUGCAGUCGGAGGCUACUCUCUUUUCACAAGAGAUCUCAUUCGGGCUCUUGUUCAGACACGUCAACCGUUCCUGACAAUGCCUUCGAUAAGCGUCUGAUUCCCUAUGAUGCAGGGAUGGACCACGAUCCCAACAUUCGAGUGCUCAGGACCAUUGGUUCUUUAACCACAGAAGCGGUAGUUGGUCUGUUCUGUAAAGAUCAGCUCCAUAAAAGGGUCCCCGUGGGCCCACACUUUCAAGCUGAAGUACCUGAUUGGACCGGAAUGGCUUCCGAGUUUUCACGUCACAGUUCAACUGAUUCUGAUGACUCCAAAUGGUUGGGCAUGCAACACUGGCCCGCCCCUGAUCCCAGAGGCAAAGAAUUAAUCGAGAAGUGUCCGAUUGGGAAAGGCCGGCCUGAUUCAUGUGGAUGCAUACUUCCAGGAUCUGUAGAAUGCGUGAGAUUUCAUGUGGCAGAGAAAAGAUUGCAGCUGAAACUCGAACUGGGUUCAGCUUUUUAUAACUGGAAAUUUGAUCGUAUGGGCGAGGAAAUUUCAUUGUCAUGGAGGGAAGAAGAGGAACGGAGAUUCAAGGCAAUCGUGCUCCAAAAUCCCGCAUCCAUGGACAAGAACUUCUGGGAUGUAGCUUACAGAAGCUUCCGUUCAAGAAGCAGAAAAAGUUUGGUUAGCUAUUACUUCAAUGUGUUCCUUCUUAGACGCAGAAGUUACCAGAACCGGGUCACCCCAAAGAACAUUGACAGUGACGAUGAAGAAUCCGAAUUUGGGUUUGUAAGUGACAGUCUCGAUCAUUAUGCAGUCGAGGUCUUUGGGGCUAAAUCCAUCUUGUGCACUCAGAAUAGGCAAUGCAUGGAUUUGGAGGAAUCAAUGGGUAUCAAUUAAGAAUCAAGAAUGGUUGGAGAUGUAAAAAUCACGUGGGUUUUAUACGAAUGCCGUCAGGAAAAAUCAUCGACCAAGAUUGUUUGAGUUUUUUUUUCCCCCACCCUCUUCGGUAGUAUAGCAAUCAUUGCGCCGUUGUGGAUGGGUUCGAUCCUCCUCUCUAAAGAUAGGAUAUUUUUUUGCAGAGAUUGAUUGAUAGCAUGCGAUUGGACUGGGCUGUUUAGAUGGCAGUGGAAACAAAGCUAUUUGGGUGGAUGACAGUACAAAUUGAAUCUACGGCUAAUAUGAAUAUCUUAUGAUCUCAAGCUUUGACUGAGUGAUUUUUCGGUCCAAAUUGUGAAAUCGGUUUUUGAGUUUCUGGUUGAUCGGUCAUGAGAUAUCGAAGAUCGAAGAUAGGUUACUCUCAGUAUGCAUUGUCUUUCAGUUUCUGUUGACUUCUUUUACAUGAGGCAAGUAGCAAGGCUGAUUCAAGCCAGAUGCAAUCACAUAAUGCUCGAUCAAAGAAAUUGUGACUUCGGAUCGUUCUACCUUCAGAGAGGAAAAGAGAGAACAGGUUAGAGGAAUGAGAGGAGUUUCCUUGGAAAAUAUACGGCCGACUUCUUUUCAUUUAAGAACCAUGGUGCUUGCAAUUUUGAACAUGACUUCAUGUCAUAUAAUUUUUCUUCUCCCUCCCUCCCUCCCUCGAUCUUGAUCUCAAUCUCUCAACCAAUGGCCUUGAUAUGCAAUCAGCUCUUUUGCAACUAAUAUUCUAAAGGCUAGCAACUGCUGAGGGCCCUGUUUGGAUGUGUUGAAAUGUUUGUGGAAAAGUUUCAUUUCUUUAGGCGUUUGGCCGCCGGUUUUUAUAUUUACCGA